Messenger RNA from Mugil cephalus (flathead mullet), 2181 nucleotides. RefSeq lists its product as uncharacterized. Gene Ontology annotation, molecular function: protein binding. Lineage: Eukaryota; Metazoa; Chordata; Actinopteri; Mugiliformes; Mugilidae. The transcript is spliced from 11 exons. The record is from RefSeq and is a predicted model, not a curated record. Bases 810 to 1832 code for a protein of 340 amino acids.
AAAAUCAUUCUCAGGUCACGUGUGGUCUUCAAGGUGCACCUCUGAAUGAACGCCGAGCCUACAAGCUUUAUUAGGUUCCUCGAAGAAGUGAGCUAAUGUUCACAAGGGCCUUAUUUUCUAGUGAUCUAAAUACAUUUUUACAUUUGUUUACCAAAUUUUUGUUUACCAAAUUAAGGGCAGAGAACCAUUGACACAGAUUUUCUACAAAUUCUAAGAACAAAUGGUGGUUUCGGUCAUGGCGGUAGCACGCGGUGAAAACGUGUAGUUAGACAUUCAAAAGUAGCAGAAUCUAAACAGAAAAAAUCUAAAUGAAAGACUUUUUACGCUGCAGUGUAGGCGCUAUUAUAUUUUAGGAAGUUGUUGAUAACAUUAUACAUAAUGUUUCAAUGCAGUAGUACUUUUACUUAAGCAAAGGAAUACUUCUGCCCGAUUCACACUAAUAUAAAUAAAACAAAUCGGCGACGACGGCAGAUGCCAGAAAGAUUGGCUCUUCCAUCACGCUGUUGUCACACACAACUGUACAGUUCAUUCUUUCGCUCCAUCCUCCAUCAGAUCUUGCAGUGUGCACGGAAAGUGAUGAGGCUUUGAUGCAGAAACCGUCGUCAGAAGACGGUCUGCAUGUUCGAGCCGUGUAAACAGACGGGACAGCAGCAGAAAUCAGUGGGCGGUGAAGACAGGAAGAUGUAACCAGGUAAGGAAAUAGUGACACAGAGGAUGGGUAGAGUGAGCGAGAAGACGGAGAGAAAGGCACACCUUGAGGAAGUUAACAAAACAAAAGAAGCAGAGCAGCAGCCACAUCAUACUGGAGAAUGGGAUUUGUGCAAUACUUUGUGGCUGUCCUGAUGGUACUUGCACAGCAGGCGCUCACCUACCCUGUGAGUGAGAGGACGGACGAGAGUGAAUGGUGUAGUGCAGGUGAGUACAGGCUGUCUCGCUCAAAGUGUGAACCAUGUCCUGCAAAUCAAUACACAACUAAGAGGAACUUGGAGACCAGCUGCCAUCGCUGCUUUGGCGACUGCAGACCAGAAUUUAAUCUGAUAGUGGUUCAGAACUGCACCAGCACCUCCGACCUGAAGUGCAUCUGUGCGCCUGGUUUCAAUUGCAAUGACUUUGUCCCGGUCUCGAUGAACUGCAGAGAAUGUGAGAAGAUCCAGGAGACGACCGAAGCACCAGAAGUGUUGACUUCAAGCCAAACUAAACAGACGCCUCCCUCAGCUCCCUCAAAACAUAGCAGCACUCCCAAACCCUGUCAGUCUCCCAACUGCGACCCUGGGCCUUUCCCAAAGCCAUUUAAUGGCACGAAUCCCAAAACAGACCAUACUAGCAGUCAGCUGGCAGCCAUCCUGUGUCCGGUGGUUGUCCUGGGAUCUGUGGCUCUUGUGAUCCUGUUCUGUGGCCGUGGCCCUGGAGAUAGAACUUGUUUCAGGCAAACUAUUGCAAAGAUAUGUCAUGAGGAAAGACAAGAUGCUUCACACAAGACAAAGGAGUCAACUCAUCACUUGCCCCGAGACUCAUUCAGUGCGAAGCAGCAGUCUUCGUCCCUUUCAGCAUCUAAUCUGGGUCCCGUUCAUGUACACAAUCCAGGCACGGUCAUCUUCAGCCUGCUCAAUCACUUUACCGGCCAAGUUGGCCCAACGAUCGUGGGCGGGAAGACAACGGAGAGAAUCAACAGCGAAGAGGAAGACGAGAGAGACUGUCCCGUGUUUCACCCUACAUCCCCCCACAGCAUUCAUCUCUCUGAGGAGGAGAGGAGCGGGGAGAUAGACAGCAUUUUCUUCCCGUCCCAGGAGCAGGGGAAGGACUGCCAUGUGUCGAAGGAGGAGGCGCUAUGAUGCAGUGACUUGUUGUCACAGUCCUGGCGGCAGAUAUCCAAACUGUUCAUAAGAAAUGUUCUCUUAAAGGAAGGACUCAUAAAACUAUGAAGCCACAGAUUUCUGUGGAACAAACUAAUCUUUCUCUGGUAUCCUGUGAAGAGAGCACAGCUCGCUGCAGUGAAAUCAUUUCCUGCAGGUUCUGGAAAAAAUCUCACUGCACUGCACUGCAACUGGAGGUUGAUCUUCUUUGUAAGUUAUACUUGUAAAUAUACUCUUUUUGUCAGCUAUUAGUAUUAAUGUCUUGCAUAAGUAUUACGCACUUCAAGUAAAAUGACAUUUUAUUUUGAAUAAAGAAAGCUAAGUGGAA